Messenger RNA from Xiphias gladius (swordfish), 1355 nucleotides. RefSeq lists its product as uncharacterized. The record is from RefSeq and is a predicted model, not a curated record. The transcript is spliced from 12 exons. Bases 1 to 1035 code for a protein of 344 amino acids. NCBI's taxonomy places the organism in Eukaryota, Metazoa, Chordata, Actinopteri, Istiophoriformes, Xiphiidae.
AUGGUUGGGCUUUCUGAGCUCUUCUCCCCCAAAAAGAGUCCUGAUCCCUGUGAUGAGGAUGGGAGUACAGAUAUAGAUGAUCAGAGUCCAGGAACAAGCUUGGUUAAGAGGCCCUCACAGAAGAAGAAAAGAGGAAAACGGACCAAGGCUAUGGGGGCAAUGGUUGGGCGUUCUGAGCUCUUCUCCCCCAAAAAGAGUCCUGAUCCCUGUGGGGAGGAUGGGAGUGCAGAUAUAGAUGAUCAGUGUCCAGGAACAAGCUUGGUUAAGAGGCCCUCACAGAAGAAGAAAAGAGGAAAACGGACCAAGGCUAUGGGGGCAAUGGUUGGGCGUUCUGAGCUCUUCUCCCCCAAAAAGAGUCCUGAUCCCUGUGGGGAGGAUGGGAGUGCAGAUAUAGAUGAUCAGAGUCCAGGAACAAGCUUGGUUAAGAGGCCCUCACAGAAGAAGAAAAGAGGAAAACGGACCAAGGCUAUGGGGGCAAUGGUUGGGCGUUCUGAGCUCUUCUCACCCAAAAAGAGUCCUGAUCCCUGUGGGGAGGAUGGGAGUGCAGCUAUAGAUGAUCAGAGUCCAGGAACAAGCUUGGUUAAGAGGCCCUCACAGAAGAAGAAAAGAGGAAAACGGACCAAGGCUAUGGGGGCAAUGGUUGGGCGUUCUGAGCUCUUCUCACCCAAAAAGAGUCCUGAUCCCUGUGGUGAGGAUGGGAGUGCAGAUAUAGAUGAUCAGAGUCCAGGAACAAGCUUGGUUAAGAGGCCCUCACAGAAGAAGAAAAGAGAAAAACGGACCAAGGCUAUGGGGGCAAUGGAGCGAACCAUAGUGAAGGCGAAGAGACCGUGGAGUGAAGUAGAGAGGAGUGCGGUAAAGAAACACUUGGCAAAGUUUAUUAAAGAGCGCCAAGUUCCUGGAAAAGAACCCUGCAUGCAAUGUGUAAAAGAAGAGAAAGCCUUGGAUAAAAGAUCCUGGAAAGAUGUUAAGAACUUUGUGUUCAAGACAAUUGUCUCUUUGAGCCACAGGUCUGCUUCAAAGCAGCUUUACCACUGAAGAUCUUCAAUGUACCGCUGUGUUCUAGUUAAUAUUGUCUGGUUCAGCCAAUAGUUGCUACGUUUUAAUCCUGUUUACCGCCGUUUGGUUUGUGCAGUACUGUUUCGGUAGUGUUUCAGAACAUAACAGUAAGACUUAUUUAAUGCUGCAACUAACAUUUAUUUUCAGCAUCCAUUUAUCAGAUAAAUAUUUUCUCCGUUAAUUUGUUAUAUAAAAUGUCGGAACGUCAUUUAUUUUGUCCAACUGACAAAGCAGCAAAUACUCAGUUGAGAAGUUUGAACAAAAUUAAAUAAAGAUAAUUCUGGUCACAUGCAGUGAUG